Molecule: messenger RNA, 2743 nt
Organism: Gadus macrocephalus (Pacific cod)
Lineage: Eukaryota; Metazoa; Chordata; Actinopteri; Gadiformes; Gadidae
Product: calcium/calmodulin-dependent protein kinase type II subunit gamma-like
Exons: 18
Coding region: 182-1528 (448 amino acids)
Biological process (GO): protein phosphorylation
Cellular component (GO): cytoplasm; neuron projection
Molecular function (GO): calmodulin binding; calcium/calmodulin-dependent protein kinase activity; ATP binding
Source: RefSeq, a predicted model, not a curated record
ACACACACCUACCUCCUGCGCUCUGCAACCCCUCCCGUCUCUGCUUUUCCUCUAGUCUCUUCAGCUUUGCCUGUCAGUAAGGUACUACUCCACUGUUGGAGGCUUCCCUCCCCCGGACUGUGUACGAGAGCAAGCCGCUGUCGUACCCUGAGGCACGGAGCUCUACUCUUACAGAUUAACCAUGGCUACAAUCGUGACUUCGACCAGGUUUACCGACGAGUACCAACUCUACGAAGAGCUCGGGAAGGGAGCGUUUUCAGUGGUGCGUAGGUGUGUGAAGAAGUCGUCAGGACAAGAAUAUGCCGCAAAAAUCAUCAACACUAAGAAGCUGUCUGCUAGAGACCAUCAGAAACUGGAGAGGGAAGCUCGCAUCUGCCGCCUCCUGAAACACUCCAACAUUGUGAGACUCCAUGACAGCAUUUCAGAGGAAGGCUUUCAUUACCUUGUCUUCGACCUGGUGACAGGAGGGGAGCUUUUCGAAGACAUUGUGGCCCGGGAGUAUUACAGUGAGGCCGAUGCCAGUCAGUGUAUCAGCCAGAUCCUGGAGAGCGUCAAUCACAUCCACCAGCAUGAUAUCGUGCACCGGGACCUCAAGCCCGAGAACCUGUUGCUGGCCAGUAAGAUGAAGGGAGCUGCAGUGAAAUUGGCGGACUUUGGCCUGGCUAUUGAGGUCCAGGGAGACCAGCAGGCCUGGUUCGGCUUUGCGGGCACCCCUGGCUAUCUCUCCCCUGAGGUCCUGAGGAAGGACCCCUAUGGAAAGCCUGUGGAUAUCUGGGCCUGUGGUGUAAUCCUCUACAUCCUCCUGGUGGGAUACCCUCCAUUCUGGGACGAGGAUCAACACAAGCUCUAUCAGCAGAUCAAAGCCGGGGCCUACGACUUUCCAUCCCCCGAGUGGGACACGGUGACCCCGGAGGCCAAGAACCUGAUCAACCAGAUGCUGACCAUCAACCCGGCCAAGAGGAUCACAUCCGAGCAGGCCCUGAAGCACCCAUGGGUCUGCCAACGCUCCACAGUAGCGUCCAUGAUGCACAGGCAGGAGACCGUGGAGUGUCUCCGCAAGUUCAACGCUCGUCGGAAACUCAAGGGAGCCAUUCUCACCACUAUGCUGGUGUCUAGGAACUUCUCAGUGGGCCGGCAGCAUACCAACUCUGCUGCUGCCGCCUCCUCCACGGCCUCGCUGGCUCAGGAAGCAUGCAAAAGUUUACUCAACAAGAAGUCCGACUCAGCCAAGCCCUCGACCAACAACAGUAAGAACAGUAUAGUGAGCGCCAUCAAUGCCCUGAAAGACAGCAACAUGGGAACCAACUCCCAGAUGGAAUCCCAGAGCACCGUGGUCCACAACCCCCCCGACGGUGUCAAGGGAUCAACGGAGAGCAAUGCAACCAAUGACGAGGAGGAGAUGAAGGCGGACAGCUCGGUGCUGAGUCAGAACAGUGCCACAGAGGAGAUGCCCCUCCUCCUCUCCUCAUCCCAGAGUUCACCUGCCAGUAAGUCUGUCUGCAACCCUGGCAAAGAGUUAUCCUCCUAAUUCCCCUCCUUCUCCUUUCUGUGACAAUGGACUCCAAACCCAACCCACCCACCCACACUCCACCGUGGAGAGCCUGUGUGUGUGUGUGUGUGUGUGUGUGUGUGUGUGAUUCCCUGUGUCCCUGCUGGAAGCACUGCAAGCUGACCACGACACACACAUUCCCCUUGGCCAGACUGACUCUCUACUCUCUUGCUCUGUCCUUGUCCUUUUACCUCCUUCGUGACCCUCCCUUCCUCUCCUCCCUUUUCCUCGUCUUUGCAUCCUUCCCGGCGCCUCUUAUCCUGUUUCCAUGGUCCUGGUCCUGCUACACGAUGGCAGCCGUCCCUAAUCUUAGAACUGAUCGUCUUCUGUAAACAUGGGACAUAGAGAACAGUGUCCACCGGCAUGACACAACUAGGUUAAAGAAUACCAUGGUGACCUUCUACUCAGUGGCUAGUGAUUCUGGUUGUUGGGAACACCACGCAAUGUCGUCACCCUAAUGAGAGAGAGAGAGGGAGAGAGUCAUUGUUAGUUGACAAUCACACACUUGGUAAACCAAAGCCGGGUAAAUGUGUCCAAUUAUAUAAAUAUGUGUACACCCGCUGUUAUAAUUGGCCAAUUAGGGCCAAGAGGACUUAAAAGCCGGGCCUUUGAUUGGGCAAACCCCGUGGGCCUCCGUAUUGAUCGUUUAAUCCUCAGAUGUUGAUGAGUGAGGAGUCCCUGAACGUUCCUUUAUCGUAUUCCCUUUUGCCACGGUGACCAACUAGUGCCCCCGGCGAGCCUUGUGUGUUCUGUGCAUCGUUCACGUCUGCACGACGCCAUCGUUAGUUGACCAGCAAUGUCAUUCACCUCCUCGGGUCGGCCACGGCUCCCUGGCCACGCUGCACCAAAACACCGUAGCCGCGUCCGUGGAGACGAACGGCUCCGUCCUCGAGUCUGUUGCUGGUGGCUUUAAUCACUGGCCCUGUCUGAUGCACUGCAGCAUCUCUGCCCUUCUCCCCCUCCCUCCCUCUCUCCCUCCCUCCCUCCCUCCCUCCCUCCACCCUUCCCUCCCAAAAUGUCCCUUCCCCUCUACACUCGGUUCCGAGGAAAACAUGUAUUUGAGUAGAACAGGUGAACAGGCUGUGAAACGACCCCGAUGCAUUCCCGUACGCCACACUUGGCCACUCGUGCGCUGCAGCACACAUGCUGGCGUGGGCCCACAUGCGCUGGUGUUGCCGCAGGCAGAGUCUUGCG